CAGUUAGUAACCUUCGUUAUUGUUGUGGGUAUUCCCGAUAUGGUUCAUGUUUCUUUAGCGUUUAUUAACUCAUUAUUAGUUUUUAAUGCAGUUUCAUUGAUCGGUUAUGAGGGAUAACUUAAAUAAUAGUGUUUCUACCAUGGCGACGCAACUUAAUGACGACAAAACAACUUACGAAAAAGAAAAAGAGAGGUUUAUCAAGGAGCUAUUUCAUUUUCAUGAGACUAGAGGAACUCCUUCCAGGAAAAUACCAAAAAUAAGUGGGUAUGAAGUUGAUUUGUAUUUGUUGUAUACCAUUGUUACUGGCAAAGGAGGUUGGGUUAAAGUUAAUAGUAGAAAUGAAUGGGAUCAAGUAUUAGAUGAAUUCAACAUUCCCAAACAUUGUGUUAAUAGUGAUGUUGCUAUCAAACAAAUAUAUUUAAGGUAUCUUGAUAGAUAUGAAAAGAUUCAUUUUCACGGAGAACUUGGUGUUGAUGAUGAUGAAAUUAGUAGACAUAGACAGUGGUCAGCUCGAGCAUUACAUUCCAUCCCUAUGACUUAUAACCAUACUCAACACAGUGUAAAUGAAUCUCUGAGGGCAACUAACGGUUUGUCUGUUUCUUUGUAUCAACCUUCUGAAUAUGAUAAACUAUCUUUAUCACUGAUUUCACCUUUACCUAAUGAACAAGAUUUUGCUAUUAAUGUGUGCACCUUACUGUCCAACGAAGGAAAGCACUGUUUAAAACUUAAGAAACAUUCAAGAAUUCUUCAUUAUUUACUAGCUCAUGCUGCUGUAUUUCAUAAUCCAAGUCUUAGAGCACUUUUCCAUGAAAUAUAUGGAAAAUAUCGAGGCCAUUCUAUGAGUCAUUUAUGGCGUGAUAUUAUUACUGAUGAAAGUAUUUUAAAGUUGACUGAUGAGUCUUUGUAUAUAGAAUGGGAGGAUGCGGUGGAAGACGGAAGUGAUGCUGUUUCAAAUAAAACUGGACUGACUUUUGAACCAGAGGACAAAGAAUUAUUUUGUUUAGGUAGAACUUUAGGAGUUCAAGAUUAUAUAGGACAGAGAGUGUGCCAAAUUGCUGCCAUUUUACGCAAUUUAACAUUUGUGAAUGAAAAUAUGGUUUUGAUGGGUAAAGAUACUACAUUUUUACGUUUUAUAAUUCUCUGUUGUUAUUCAAGGUGGGACUCUUUACAUCAAAUGGGUUGGGAUAUGCUGUGUAAUGUUGCAACAGAGAUCACUGAAAGAGCUCCUAUUAUGGAGCAUGUUUUAACUUUAACUAACCAAGGGUUGCUUUCAGAGGAUAGGGCAGAUAUACUCUCUGCACUUGAAGUAUUGACUAAAUUAGCCCAAAAUGAAUUAAAUGAAGAACUUUUAGUUAAACAUUUAGUAAGAGAAAUUUAUGAACGUAUUUGUUCCUUCCUAACACUACAUGAUAUAAUGUUGCUUGUUUGUACUCUAGAAUGUCUAAAUGCAAUUACAGCUCUUGGAGAAAAAGCUUGUAAUUCAGUAUUAGCUGUCCAUGGUAUCAUUGAUGUACUUGUAUCACUUGUAAGUGUUGAGGCUCAAAGUUAUGGUCCUAAAGCUUGUAUUCAAAUGAGAGUUGUUGAAACUGUAAGGGAUUAUAAUUCAGUGUGCCCUCCUUCACAGUCUCAACCACAAACCUCUACAAGUAUCAGUUCUACUCCAUCUACACCAAUUGCUGCUUCCCAGUCUGCUCAAACGCAACCAACUUACACUACACCUCUUUCUGCUCAGAGUUCUUCUCCAGCAGUUUCUGUUGGAAUUGCUCACCAGACUCCACCGAGAUCUCAACAAGUGGUUCUAAAUACUCAAAGAAUUAUUACUACUCCAGCUUCUACUAUUUCUGCUCAGGCUACAGAGCAAAUAGCUCAGGAAAAUGAGAAGUUUGCAUUAGCUUGGCUCAGAUGUACGUUUGAACCAAACACUAAUGGUAAAGUAGAACAGGCUGAAUUGUAUAAACAAUACAUAAAUUACUGUGCUAAAAUUGGAAGAAGAGGUGUGAUAGCCCCUCUUCAUUUUCCACGUAUAGUUAGAACAGUUUUUGGAGGAAGCGUUGGUCCAAAAGUAAUUACUUCUGGAGAAUUAACUCAGCAUUUUUAUGAAGGUAUACAAAUGAGAAUUAAACCUCUGACUUCUGUUCCCUCGGGCCUUGUUCAUUCUACACCUUCAUCAAUUUUAAAAGCACAGUUGAGUGCACCCCCUAAACCAACACCUGCAACCCCUGUCAAAAUGCAAAUUGUUGGUGAAGGUACAUCACAGGGACCCACUUCAUUUAUGAAAACACUUUUGGCCAAUAAAAUAGCAGAACAUCAAAAACAACAGCAGUUGCAACAGCAACAGCAGCAGCAGCAGCAGCUGCUCCAACAUGAGCAACAAUCAGAAAAAUUAACUGAAAGUCAGCCAAGUGGUUCCAUAUCAUUUGAUGAUUCAUCUCAGUCUUCUACCACUCAAGAAGGUAUCACUUUUAAACUAAACGGCAUUAGAUCUCUCAUGGAAAUCUUAGGAAAACCUGAUAAUGCUUCUGGAAAUGUUAGAACAUCAACGGUUUUUAGUAGUCCUGUUAAUACCGUAAGUUCAAACUCAGUUCUACCUGAAGAAGCCUCCACUAGCAAUUCAAGCUCUAUACGUUGUGAUGUCAGUGAAACUGGAACUGAAGAAAAUUCCAAAAGUAGUAUUGAUGGUUUUCUUAGCAGUAUUGGUCAAAAUUGUUUGUCUUCAGAGAAUACUCUUAGAGACGUAAAAGUUGAGUUAAAAGCUGAAUCAUCGGUAUUAAAUGGUUCAUCUUGUGAUGCUUUGAUAGAGAUUAAGGAGGACAACAUCAUAUCCAAUGGUAUUCCUGGGAAAGAAGAUAAAAGGGAAACUUCUAAAAGACCUCUUGAAAAAGAAGACGAUGUAGUCACAAAAAAGCCUCACCUCAAUGGAGAUGAAGUAGAGGAAACUUCCGAGCAAGUUAAUGUUUCUUCUUCGGCAGCAAAUUUAUAUGCUGCACUGGCAGCAGAUGUUCUGGAGGAUGAACCGCUUGAAGAAACAACUCCUGGACCAGUGCAGGUUGCCACAACACAACCUACACAAAUUUUAGUAACAGCUGGAGGACAGUUAACUCAGGGAGUUGUUGUUGGAGGUCAGUAUGUUAUGCCUCAAUCUAAAACCAUUGGGCAAGACCAAAAGCAAACAGUACUCGUUGCACAGACUACUCAGCAACAAGGAACAUCAGCUAAAACUAUCAUAAUUUUACAGCCACAAGGACCAUCUGUUUCUAAUUCAUCACAACAAGUUAUAAGGCUUCAGUUUCCGUCUCCUCCAUCAGUUUUAUCUACUACACAACAGUCUUCAAAUAUUAUUAGAGCAAUUGUUCCACCUAAAUCUACUAGUAACAUACCAGAUGGUAUUUCGAGGGUUUGUACUUCUAUUUCUCAGCCCACUGUUUCAUUACCUACAGUGCCAGCACCCUGUGCUACUUUUGUCAGUGUUUCUUCUUCAGCAUCAAAUUUUGCUCCCUCUGUUAGUUCAACAAGCCAGUCAGUAAAACAAGAUACUAAACCUACUGUAGAACAGAGACAUUUUUUGUGCGAAUGGAGAGGUUGUAUGCGAAAUUUUAAUACUGAAAAUGAAGUUUAUAUACAUGCUUGUGAAGCUCAUCUUCCCCAAGGUAGUGAAGAAAUUCAAUGUUUAUGGGAAAGAUGUGAUGCCAUGAAACGAAAGCGGUUUUCAUUGAUGACUCAUCUGUAUGAUAAGCACUGUAAUCCAGAUGAAAUGAAAAUGGUUGCUGCUAGAAGGAAACAAUUGUCAGUAACAGGGAAAAGUGAGAUGCCUACUCCCUCGCCAGCCAUGCCCCAUCCUGGUUACGGACCUAAUGCUGCAUAUCAUGCUAUUAAGCGUCAUGCCUUGGAUAUUGUAAAUAUAAAAGAUCCACAACAACGAGUUGUGAAACCUGGACCUGCGCCAAUUCCUGCUCCAACUGAGCAAACUAGUAACGAGGGUCCUGUUACUAAAAGUAUUAGGUUAACUGCAUCUCUAAUUCUCAGAAACCUUGUUGUUUAUUCUACAAAUGGACGAAGGCAUCUUAUGAGGUAUGAAUCAUUUUUAGCUUGUAUAGCUCUGAGUAAUGUGGAGUCAUCACGCACCAUAGCACAUGUGCUGUUUGAUUUAUGUAACUCCAGGUGACCGCCUGAUCUUAACGAAUGAAGAUCUGUUUGGAUAUGUAUGAAUACAAGUUUAUUACUUUUUUGUACAGUUAUUGUAAAUAGUAGUGUGUCCAGUAAUGUUAGUUUUAUUAUAAUUCUAAUAUGUACUCAUAUCAAGUAUUAUAUGUGUUAAUACCUAUUUAUAUAAAUUAAAUCAAAGAGAUAAAGCACUAUACUACCACUUCUUUAUUUGAAAGGUUCUAUCGAUAUGAACAAAAUAAUUUUAAUGAUCUACUGUUCUCAAAUAUAGCAUGUGAUGCUAUUUUUAUUUCUUUCUUUUUUUAAUAUAUUUUAGUUCCAUAUUUGAUUUAUUUAUCUUGUUUAUAAAAUUGUAUAUAUUAAUAGAAUAUAAAGGUAUUUGAGGUUUUAUUAUUGUUUUGUUUUUUAUAUUUUGUGACCAUUAUUUAAUUUAUAAAUAUAAUUAAAUUAAUAUUUUCAUUGUAUCUAUUAGUGUACUGUUAAGCAAUUUCUUGCUUGUAAAGUAGCCGUUAGUUUGCAAUAGGAGAAAUGAUCUCUCCACCCUGUAACUGUAUGGAAUAAAUGAUUAUAAAGGUA
Messenger RNA from Nezara viridula (southern green stink bug), 4737 nucleotides. The record is from the annotation of a GenBank genome assembly. NCBI's taxonomy places the organism in Eukaryota, Metazoa, Arthropoda, Insecta, Hemiptera, Pentatomidae.